GAAGAGCAGGAAUCCCUUAAGUUCGUGCACCCCACAGCAGAGGAUCCUAGCCCGCAACCCAAAACCAUCGUCUUCCUUUUGCCUCAUUGUACAAGCAGAUCCUACUCCGUCUUCUUCUCUGUCCCGAGUCGGCUUGCGCCAAGAAAUUGAGAUACACGAAUUGAUUCCUAUUAAUUGUGGCGAGAAAUUGUGACACAGAGUGGUUGAUUUCUUCACAUUCAGCAGCCACUGGUAGGUUUAAUUGUCCUGUUGCUGAAAACAAGAUCUAAAAGCAUUAGUUGUCAUCAUAAAAGGAAACUGAAAUACAGCAUUUUACCUUUUGGCUUACUGAUCUUUCAUGGCGUCCUCCAGCAAGAUGGAAGCUACAGGAAAAGAUGACGAGGAAGAACUUCAACGGUUUGAUGAUUUCACUCUUGCCUCUUCAUGGGAAAGGUUCAUCUCUGAAAUAGAGGCAGUAUGUCGGUUAUGGUUGGCUGAUGGCCCAAAGAAUUUGUUGGAAAAAGGUGCAGUUCACUUGGGUUUUUCAAGGGACUUGUAUAAGGUCAAAUUUGAGCUGAAGUAUCUUAUGAGAAGUUAUUGCAUGGAGUAUUACUUUGAAACUACUAGUGCUGGCAAGGUUACAGACUGGAAUGUCUCUAUGCAUGAUUUGCAAUUGUCUUUUGGAGUAAAGGAGUUUUUGGUGAUUGCACCCCAAAGUGCUAGUGGUGUGGUUCUUGAUGCACCGGAGGCUAGCAAGCUUCUAAGUGCUAUUGCAAUUGCUUUGUCAAAUUGUUCUAGUUUGUGGCCAGCAUUCGUUCCAGUGCAUGAUCCUUCUCGGAAAGCGUAUAUCGGCAUCCAAAAUAUGGGAACAGUUUUCACUAGAAGAUUUGAGGCAGAUCGUAUUGGCAGCCAGGUUCCAGUAAAACUCAUGCACUUGGAAGGGUUAUAUGAGUUAUUUGUUUCUAAGUUUGCAUUCACCACAUUGGACGUUUCAACACAUCUUUUCAAAGUCCAUUUUACAAUGAAGCUAACCUACAGAACCCUUCCCUAUGACGAUGAUGACAAUGAUGUUGAUAUUCAAGGAGCUGAUGCUGACAUUACAGAAUCUGGUGGAACUCCUAGAGGUGACACUCGCAACAAAGCUCAAUGGGAUGACGAUUGUCCCUGGAGUGAGUGGUAUUCUGCAGAAGACCCAAUAAAAGGAUUUGAAUUGAUUGCCUUGUGGUCAGAGAAAAUGGUUGAAAACUCUUUGGAAAUGGCUGAAUUGGAAAACGCUUCACCCCAUGAAGCUGAGAAGUGGAUAGUAUUUCCAAAUCUGUCUUCACAGCUAGUUGAUGAUUCGAGAGAAAACACAAUGGGGUUUUCUUCGCAAUUGCUCCUUUUGGUUAAUGCACUGGAUAUGUCCUUUGAAGCUCAAUUUAUGGAAGAUUUUGUAUCAGUUGAAAAAUCUGGUUCUGAUAAUUUGAAGUCCUCAAUGGUCAUACCACCUCCAACAGUUCUGGAUCGUGUACUAAAAGAUCUCUUUCACGAAGGAGUGGAAUCCCCAGAUCUUACUAAGGCUGAGCAUAAGAGUUCUCGAGCCAUUAAAGGCGCACCCAUUGGGUCACUUUUUGCACAGUUUUGUUUACAUUCUCUUUGGUUUGGGAACUGCAACAUACGUGCUAUUGCAUCUCUCUGGAUUGAGUUUGUUCGAGAAGUUCGUUGGUGUUGGGAAGAGUCGCAGCCAUUGCCUCAUAUGGCAGCUAGUGGUGUAAUUGACCUAUCUACUUGUUUGAUCAACCAGAAACUGAAGAUGCUUGCGAUAUGCAUUGAAAAGAAGCGUCAACUGAGUGAAGAUUAUCAAGACAGUAUUGAAAGCAAGGUUUCUACUCCCAUUGAGAUGCAGGAAGACAUUCUAAUUCAGGAGGACUCAUCUCAUAUGCAGACACCCACUGAAGACUUUGAUGGGAAACGUGACAGCCCUUUGACAGCAAAUGGUUUGUAUAAUUCUGGAGCAACCGUGUCAAGGUUUAGUACUGAGCCAGAGGAUGCUGUGGUUUGUGCUGAUCAAAAACCUUCAGAUGGGAUCGGGAGGGGUUCAGCUGGAGUGGUGGGGAAUAUGAUGCUUCUAAACUCACACCAGAACUUGCAUGCUCCAUUCACCCAGGAUGCACCACUAAUGACAGAAGACAUGCAUGAAGAAAGACUACAAGCGGUUGAAGCCUUUGGUGAUUCAUUUAGCUUCUCUGCUCAACUGGAGAAAGAUAUCUUAUCUUCAGACAUGUCAGCAUUCAAAGCAGCAAAUCCAGAUUCUGUUUUUGAAGAUUUUAUCCGAUGGCAUUCACCUGGAGAUUGGGUGGAUGAUGACAUCAAGGAGGGUGGAGUAUGCCGAAGUCAUGCAGCAGAGGGGUCAAAAGAUGAUUGGCCACCUCGAGGACGACUUUCUGAGAGAAUGUCGGCGCAUGGGAAUUCAUGGCGAAAAAUUUGGAAUGAUGCACCUGCUUUGCCAGCUUCUGAGCAGAAGCCGCUUUUGGAUCCAAAUAGAGAAGGAGAAAAGGUCCUUCAUUACCUGGAAACAUUACGACCACAUCAGCUGCUUGAGCAAAUGGUCUGUACCGCCUUCAGAGCAUCAGCUGACACUCUAAACCAGACUAAUUUUGGUGGCUUAAAGCAGAUGACAACCAAAAUAGGGCAACUUUACCUUACUAUGGCUUCUACAUUGAAGCCUCUGCAAUCAAAUCGUUUAUUUGGUGACAGUGAGAUUAUUGAAGACGUAAGACGGCUGUGUGUUGUCUUUGAACAUGUUGAGAAGUUGCUAACCCUUGCGGCUUCUCUUUAUCGCAAGUUCCUGCAAGCACCACGCCUCCGAGAAGCAAUUUUUAGUGACUACUACAACUUUUAUCUUCCAAAAAUGGGAACAGGCUCAGUUGGAGGUGAUGUUCAUAAGGAGUUUGACUCAAAGCAACAAGUAAGGUUCCAUGAGAGACAAGUGCUGGCAAAUAUGUUUACACCACCCACCGCUAAUCAGUCUUGGAGAAAAGUUCUAAGCAUGGGUAAUCUUCUCAACGGCCAUGAACCAAUCCUAAGGGAGAUAAUAUUUUCCAUAUGGGAUAGAGUGAGUGGCAACCACUAUGCAGCCUCCACCAGCCGGGGCUAUGAACAAGAAAUAGAAACAUAUCGGAUGUAUAUAUGUGGAACCUCAAAUGAUCUCCAGGUAGCCCUCUCAGUCGCUUCUUGUGAUUAAGGUCCUACUACACAAUGCAUACAAUCCUAUUCAUUCCUUCAAAGUGUGUGUUAGUGCACACAGUAUCAUGGGCUUGUCCUGGCAUGAUUAUUGUUUCAGGGUGCUCUUGGACAUCCCAUGUAAAUCAAAUACUUCUGUGUUUUACAUGCUUUUGAAACGAAUUCAUUUGUUUUAAGAAAACAUUGUUACACUGGCUA
Vitis riparia (riverbank grape) is the source of this 3399-nucleotide messenger RNA. RefSeq names its product rab3 GTPase-activating protein catalytic subunit. The record is from RefSeq and is a predicted model, not a curated record. Bases 338 to 3202 code for a protein of 954 amino acids. Gene Ontology annotation, biological process: positive regulation of GTPase activity. Lineage: Eukaryota; Viridiplantae; Streptophyta; Magnoliopsida; Vitales; Vitaceae. Gene Ontology annotation, molecular function: GTPase activator activity. The transcript is spliced from 23 exons.